Molecule: messenger RNA, 585 nt
Organism: Telopea speciosissima
Lineage: Eukaryota; Viridiplantae; Streptophyta; Magnoliopsida; Proteales; Proteaceae
Product: nicotinamidase 2-like
Exons: 1
Coding region: 51-428 (125 amino acids)
Source: RefSeq, a predicted model, not a curated record
UCCCAAUAAUAUUCACAUGCCACAACCACAAGUCCCCCUCCGAUGACGGAAUGCUUGGAGAAUGGUGGAACAACGAUUUGAUCAUGGACGGAACACCCAAGACAGAGCUGAUGCCAGAGGUCAAUCGUAAAAGUGACGAUAAAGUUCUUGAAAAGAACACUUACAGUGCCUUCAUAGGAACUGGAUUGGAGGAGUACUUGGUGGAGAGAGGGAUAAAGGAGGUUAUAAUUACAGGGGUUAUGACGAAUUUGUGCUGUGAAACGACGGUGAGGGAGGCGUUUGUGAGAGGGUUUAGGGUUUUCUUUUCGAUGGAUGCGAUGGCGACUUCGGCAAGGGAGUUGCAUGUGGCUAUGCUUAAGAAUAUGGCUUAUGGGUUUGCUUAUUUGGUUGAUUGUAAGAGGCUUAAGGAGGGUUUCUCUAAAAAGUGAUGAGUGAUUGAGGUAAAAAAGGUCUUGGCGUGGCUCUUUGGGGCGUUUUGAGGGCUUGGGCCAAGAGAGUUGCAGAGAGAGAGAGAGAGAGAGAGAGAGAGAGAUUUGAGCAUAUCUGUGAACUGUAAUCUGUGCUGAAUUUAAGGUGAAAGAGGUG